Arctia plantaginis is the source of this 2361-nucleotide messenger RNA. The record is from the annotation of a GenBank genome assembly. NCBI's taxonomy places the organism in Eukaryota, Metazoa, Arthropoda, Insecta, Lepidoptera, Erebidae.
AUGGAUCAAAUGCUACCAAGUCCGUACAAUAUACCUGGUAUAGGUACGCCUUUACAUCAACCUGAAGAGGACCAACAGAUUUUGCCAAAUGCUAUGCAACAGCAACACCAACAUCAACAACAACAACAACAACAUUCCUUGGCUACGAUGUCCUCUCCACUAGUUGGCUUCGGACUAGGUACUCCUCAGCGUUCGGUUCAUGCCUAUGCUCCUGCCCCCAGCUAUGCAACCCCUCAACAGAUGAUGCAGCCGCAGACCCCACAAAACUUGAUGUCACCAAUGAUUACGAGUGGAAGCAUUGCCGGUCAGCAGAUGCUCAGUCAAGCUAGUCCAGCACCAUUAACUCCUAUGACUCCACACUCAGCUGACCCUGGCAUUCUCCCACAAUUGCAAAAUAUUGUCUCUACGGUGAACCUUAAUUGUAAAUUAGAUUUAAAGAAAAUCGCUCUACAUGCAAGAAAUGCGGAAUAUAAUCCAAAGAGAUUUGCUGCCGUUAUAAUGAGAAUAAGAGAACCUAGGACAACUGCUCUAAUAUUCUCCUCAGGAAAAAUGGUGUGCACUGGUGCUAAGAGUGAAGAAGACUCUCGCUUAGCAGCAAGAAAAUAUGCUAGGAUUAUACAGAAACUUGGAUUUACAGCUAAGUUUUUAGACUUUAAGAUACAAAAUAUGGUUGGAAGCUGUGAUGUAAAAUUCCCAAUUCGACUUGAAGGCCUAGUACUCACACAUGGACAGUUUAGUUCUUAUGAACCUGAAUUAUUCCCUGGGCUUAUAUACAGAAUGGUAAAACCUAGAAUAGUAUUAUUAAUUUUUGUCUCAGGAAAAGUUGUCCUGACUGGUGCUAAAUUAAAUAACAGAGAUGAAGAUUAUGCCAAAGAUGAAGGUCAUAAGCAUUUUUCUAAGGGCUCGGGCAGCGUGCAAGCGAUGACGCGGGACUCUUCGGUCGCGCCGACUUGCGAUUACCCUGUAAAAUCUCAUACAAAAAUUAAUAUCACAACUAAAUUGCAAAUUAUUCAAGCUCUUGAUAAUGGGCAAUGUAAAGCUGAUAUAGCAAGGGAAUAUGGAGUUGACUCACAAACAAUUAUUUAUAUUUACAAACAGAAAGACUUCAUCUCGAAGAAAUAUACACAGAAACAUAGUCUACUCAAAGAAGUCUGUAAUUUAAACCUGGAACAAAAGCUUUUGAAUUGGUUUGAGCAGGAAUUAAAAAUUGGGAAAAGUAUUACUGAAGAUGAACUACGUAAUAAAGCACUAGAAAUAUUGAAGCCAUUAAAUGAAGAAUUUACAUUUAUUAAUGAUUGGUUAUUAAGUUUUCAAAUGAGACACAAUAUAUCAAAAUAUAUGUCACACGAUGUGUGCAGCAACAUGAUCAAAGAAAACUGGACAAGAUUUCUUAAAAGUGCAGACACAAGGGACAUUUAUAUAGGAGGUGCUUGUGCUCUAUCUUACAGUCUAGACUACAACAGCUACUUGAAUAGCCAAAAUGUAGAUAGUUAUGUUUCAUUAUUGUUUGUUGUUAACACAGUGGGUAGUGACAUGCGGGAAGCUGCAGUUGUAGGCAGAGAACUUUUGGAGUUAGAGUCACAGGUGAAGAGCCUACCGGUUAAUUAUUACUAUUGUGUACAUUCACAAGUAAAUUAUUCUGUUAUUAUAAAAUAUUUAACAAAAUGGGAUAAUGAGUUAUCAAGUAAAGGGAAAAAUAUUUGGUUGGUAUUAGAUGUACCUGAAAGUUUAACACAGAGUUUAAAGUUUGAAAACAUUAUAAUAGUAAGGAGUGCAGAUCUGGAUUAUGUCAGAUUGAUUAUAGAAAAAAUAGUGGAGUGUUUUAAAUAUCAUUACAGAAGAUUACAAAUUAGCAGGACUUUGACUUAUGGUAAAGAUAAUUGCACAUUUCUCGAUUAUCUACACAUGAUAGGUAAUGCUUGGCACAGUGUACCACAGAAGUAUGUACAGAGUCUAUGUCUACCACCUGCAGAAGGAAAUCUUUAUUUCAAUGUCGAAGAUGACAAUGACAAUGAUCAUAGUAUAUUACAGUGGUGUAAACAAUAUAAUGUAUCUUUAAAUGUAGACAAAAAUCCCAGUUCCUUAGAUAAAUAUAUUUACUGUGACAAGAAAUUACCAUGUGUUUAUUGUGACCAGUUGGAUGAAAGUAUGCAAGCUAUAGAAGUACUAAGCCAGAAAGCUUGCCAGUCUACCUCUGGAAUGGAUGCCUUUCAAGCUAUGAAGCGCCUCCUUUCAUAUCUACAAGGUGAAGGUGCAGGAGACUCAAUUAUGAAGUAUGCCAAAUACUUAGAAAAUCAAAUGGAAUAUGGAGCCCUUCUGCAAAUGCACCAAAUUAUAACUAGUACAAAUGAUUCCAUGUAA